AUGAAAACAACGAAAAAGCGUGUAAUUGCUUGGCAUCUAUGUCUCAAUGAAGCAAGGCAGCUAAGGCGACAAAUCAAAAGUCCACAGAAGAAAACUGCAAAAAUUAUGCAAGACAGAGAACCUAAAGAUCAAGUGAAGGUUGGAAUACUUGGCUGUGGUCGACUAGGAAGUCAGUUAGCACAUUGCUUGUUAACUUAUGGUGGUGUCAGACCAAAGGACCUUAAAGUUUCUACAAGACGACCAGAAACAUUAGAAUACCUGCAGAGUAAAGGUGUCGACUGUUUCUAUGACAACAUCAAGUUAAUUUCCACCUCACACAUAGUAUAUUUAUGUGUACUACCAUCUCAGAUUCCAUCAAUCGCUGAGGAACUUAAAAAUAACAUACCACCAACAGUUAUAUUUUAUUCUCUGGUCAGUACUUACACAACUAAAAAGUUAAAACAGCUAUUACUGACAUCAAACAUCAUACAUCCUGAGUUUACAUGGAGAGAUGAUAGUCAUACAAACACAUGGGACUGUACACUUAAUGUUAAUGCAGCCUUAGAGAACCCAGACACUGUUGAGAUGACAUGUCCAAUAGGAUUCAAAAAGUCAGAAAGCAUAAUUUGUACAAAUGAAAAGUUUGCAGAGCAAAUGCUAUUUGCUUUUAUGAACUGGUGUACUCAGUUACAACUGACAAAAGUAGAAACUCUAGACGUCAUUCAUUCUGUAUUGUUUCAAGAUUUAAUGGAAGAUAAAUUCAGGGAAGAAGAUUUCAUCAAGAGGAGAGAUAAUCUGGCUGGAAUGUUCCCAAGAUUUGACUUGGUAAAAGUUUUCCAGGUGAAGACACCUGUCCAAAGAAAGCUAGUAGAAGAUGAACACUUAAGGAAAACAUUUGUACAGAAAUAUUUAUCUGUAUUUGAUACAUAUAUCAAACAAAGAGCUCAGGCAUUGUUAUCAGGGAUUGCAGAUAACUGAGAAAUGCUUAGCUGAAAAUCAUUUUUAUGGAAUAACUGUGAUAUGAUAUUUAUUAUUUGUUGUUUUAAAUAAAAUAUUUAAUAACUUGUAA
This is a messenger RNA of Mytilus californianus (California mussel), 1048 nucleotides long. Its product is annotated as NADP-dependent oxidoreductase domain-containing protein 1-like. The coding region runs from base 1 to 957 and encodes 318 amino acids. NCBI's taxonomy places the organism in Eukaryota, Metazoa, Mollusca, Bivalvia, Mytilida, Mytilidae. Gene Ontology annotation, molecular function: pyrroline-5-carboxylate reductase activity. Gene Ontology annotation, biological process: L-proline biosynthetic process. The record is from RefSeq and is a predicted model, not a curated record. The transcript has 6 exons.